UUUGUCCACGUCUUUUCUGUCAUGGAGUCCUCUGUCUUGCUCGCCAUGGCCUUAGAUCGAGCACUACCCAUCUGCCGCCCUCUCCACUACCCAACGCUCCUCACCAACGAUGUCCUGAGCAAGAUUGGUGUGGCUAUCGCUUUCCGAUGCCUGGGUCUCCACCUGCCCCUGCCAUUCCUCCUGGCCCACAUGCCCUACUGCCACCCCCAGAUUCUGACCCAUUCUUACUGCCUGCACCCAGAUAUAGCCCAUUUGGCCUGCCCGGGAGCUUGGAGUGCAGUCUACAGUCUCUUGGUGGUUCUGUCAGCCAUGGGAUUAGACCCCCUGCUGAUUUUCUUCUCCUAUGGCCUAAUUGGCAGGGUGUUGCAAGGUUUGGGACCCAGCGAGGAUCGCUGGAAGGCUGCUCAAACCUGUGCUGCCCACCUCUCUGCUGUGCUCCUCUUCUAUGUGCCCAUGAUCCUCCUGGCCCUCAUUGACCGUCUCAGGGUGCCAGUACCUCAGCCUGCCCAUACUCUUCUCUCCUAUGUUCACUUCCUGCUUCCUCCACUGAUGAACCCGAUUCUCUAUAGUGUCAAGAUGAAGGAGAUUAGAGAGAGAAUACUCAAGAGGUUACAGUCCAAGAAGGUGGGUUGGGCUCAAUGA
Ailuropoda melanoleuca (giant panda) is the source of this 642-nucleotide messenger RNA. Its product is annotated as olfactory receptor 51S1. The annotation marks the transcript as partial. Gene Ontology annotation, biological process: G protein-coupled receptor signaling pathway. Gene Ontology annotation, molecular function: olfactory receptor activity. Lineage: Eukaryota; Metazoa; Chordata; Mammalia; Carnivora; Ursidae. The record is from RefSeq and is a predicted model, not a curated record. The transcript has a single exon. Gene Ontology annotation, cellular component: plasma membrane.